Molecule: messenger RNA, 463 nt
Organism: Drosophila kikkawai
Lineage: Eukaryota; Metazoa; Arthropoda; Insecta; Diptera; Drosophilidae
Gene: BomBc3
Product: Bomanin Bicipital 3
Source: RefSeq, a predicted model, not a curated record
CUGCCGACCGAUCGACCGCACUAUAUAAGCGGCGUGGUGAGAGCCGAGUCGCUUGUCUAUCGGCUUGAACAUGAACUACCUGACGUGUGUGCUGCUCCCGUUGGCUUUGAUUCCGGCUCUGGUCGGCGCGCAUCCCAGUACGGUGGUGGUCAACGGGGUAUGCCUGACUUGCCCCAAUCCGCAAGGAGAUCCCGUCUAUCUGGAUGGCCAGGAGUACCGUAGCUUCUCCUCCCCAGGCAGCAAUGGCAACGUGGUCAUAUCCCGCGGUGAUGGUGGAGGUGGAACCUAUGGCAGGGGGCGUGGCACCAUUUACCAAAGAGGGGGAAAUACCAUCGUCAACGGACGGUGUCAGCAUUGCAACGUGGACAUAAUCUAAGUGUGUCACUUUAAAGUCUGAACAUUAAAAGGAAAUUUUGUAAACAUAUAUGUAUAAAGAGAAUAUACAUUAUACUGAUCAAUCAAA